Molecule: messenger RNA, 690 nt
Organism: Aphidius gifuensis
Lineage: Eukaryota; Metazoa; Arthropoda; Insecta; Hymenoptera; Braconidae
Product: tigger transposable element-derived protein 1-like
Exons: 3
Coding region: 1-690 (229 amino acids)
Cellular component (GO): nucleus
Molecular function (GO): DNA binding
Source: RefSeq, a predicted model, not a curated record
AUGACAACAAAAAAUAUAACACCAGCUGAAAUGUCCAAAUGUCUUGGAAUAAGUCUUUCAACUUUGUGCAAUUGGAAAAACGAUGAAAAAUUAUUAAAUAUUGAAAGGGAACAGGUUCAUGCUCUUCAAGCCAACAAGACUAAACGUCUUUGUCAACUAGAAAAUCCACUGCUAGGAUCAUCAACAAAAUUUGAGGCAAGUAAUGGUUGGCUUGAUAAAUGGAAAAAAAGACACCACAUCAGGAACAUCACUUUAUGUGGUGAAAAAAAAUCAGCUGACUAUGAUGCUGCGACUGAAUAUCGAGAUAAAUUUCACCAGAUAAUUCAAGAUCAGGGUCUCACUGCGGAUCAAGUAUUCAAUGCUGAUGAGACUAGUGUCAAUUAUCGACAAAUGCCAAGAAGAAGUUUAGCUGCUAAAGAAGAAGUUGGUACAUCUGGUUUUAAAAUCCAAAAAGAACGAAUAACAGCUAUGGCAUGUAGUAAUGCAUCUGGUACAAUAAAACUGCCAUUAGUUGUCAUUGGAAAAUAUGCAAAACCACGUGCAAUAAAAGACCACUUGAACAAUCUUCCAGUGAGUUAUAAAAGCCAAAAAAGUGCUUGGAUGACCACUGACAUAUUUUCCAGUUGGUUUUACGAUGAGUUUGUGCCAUUCCUGUGGCCAGAUAUCCAAACAUAUAUAACUGAAUCUUAA